Messenger RNA from Baudoinia panamericana UAMH 10762, 1594 nucleotides. RefSeq lists its product as uncharacterized. Gene Ontology annotation, biological process: transmembrane transport. The record is from RefSeq and is a predicted model, not a curated record. Lineage: Eukaryota; Fungi; Ascomycota; Dothideomycetes; Mycosphaerellales; Teratosphaeriaceae. The transcript is spliced from 3 exons. Gene Ontology annotation, molecular function: transmembrane transporter activity. The coding region runs from base 170 to 1300 and encodes 376 amino acids.
UUCGCGCCUACGCGGUACAGAGACGUAGACUACGUUCUACGGUAAAUUGAAGUGGCCGGUGUAGUAGGAAGUCGUUCGACUGCAUCCUGGUCUGCUCGAAGACAUCGACCUUUUCUCGGAUCAAUGCAGGCUCUCUCGGCCGCGUAAGACGAAUAACUUCCCCUUGCGCAUGAUUAAACGUAGUAAGAAAAAUGCCGCCCGCGACAAGAACAUACCAAACAAAGUAUGGCAGCAAAUACUCAAGACCGCGGUAUGGACACCGCCGCGAUGUCGGUACAACGAGGCGCACAACACUCAUCUCUCGAUGCGGCUGAAUCUUCUGUUCCACUUGGCCAGUACCAUAACCGCUGCGAAUAUGUACUACACUUACCCAAUCUUGGACAAGGUCGCGGCCAGCUUUGAGGUCAGCUAUGAACGAGCAUCAUUGAUUCCAACCCUCCUCCAAGCAGGCUAUGGCACUGGCAUCUUGUUCAUCUGCCCACUGGGCGACAGCUUGCGACUGCGGUUUUUGUUGCUGGGUCUGAUCAGCUUCACCAUGGUUAUCUGGGUAGCGCUGUGCUUGACACACAGUUUCCGAGCAUUCUGCGCUCUCAGCUUCAUUGCAGGCUUUACUACGGUUACGCCGCAACUCAUGCUUCCCUUGGCAAGCGGUCUCGCACCUCCGGCUCGCAAAGCGGCUGCAAUCUCCAUCGUGUUCUCCGGCUUGAUGCUCGGUGUCUUACUCCCGCGUGUGCUCUCUGGUGUGGUGACUGAGUUUGCUCCGUGGCGGACCGUGUACUGGAUUGCCCUCGGUUUGCAAUGCCUGCUCUUUGUCCUUCUCUGGAUUUUCCUGCCAGAUUACCCGUCCAUCAACACAAACGAAAUGCCCUAUGUGCGUUUCUUAUGGAGCAUUGUCGAGGUGGUCUACAGGCAACCGGUCCUGGUUUAUGCAUGCAUCAUGGUGUUCUUCUCGAAUGCCGCGUUUGCCUCAUAUUGGACUACUCUCACUGCGUUGCUUACUUCACGCCCCUACAAUUACUCACCUUUGCAAGUCGGACUAUUUGCGCUGAUCGGUGUGGCGCCCUUGCUUCUUGUGCCGCCCUACAGUCGGUUCGUCAUCGAUCGCUUCGUACCCACAUUCAGCGUCACACUUGAAAUUCUGUACGCCAUGGCCGGUGUCCUAGUCGGUGCAUUUACUGCUACCCUUAGCAUUGCGGGUGUUGUUAUCCAGGCGCUAGCACUCGCUUCGGCGUUCAAACGGCCAGCGUCGCAUAUCGCGCGGCCAUAUAUGCCUCGCUUCCGUCUGCGCGCAAUCGCGUGAAUGUCGCGUACACAGUCAGCGCAUUUGCUGGCCGACUAGCCGGCACGAGUAUUGGCAAUAGGCUGUACGCACAAGGCAGGUGGACUCGUAGUGGAUUGUUUAACAUUAGCCUGCUAGGGGCAGCGUUGAUCUUAGCGCUCUCGCGAGGUCCCCGGGAGGUACGUUGGAUUGGAUGGAAGGGAGGACUCAGUGUACGAAGGAGUGAUCUGGAAUGAACCUUUAAGUGUAGAAGAGUAAAAUGUAGGAACUCUUAACUGAACGAUUCCUUUAUUAUACGGGAGAGCUUGUAUGGAA